AACCAAUAUCCUCCAGAAGUGAAAGGAAGGCAUUCAGGGACGAACAAAACUCGCUGUCUUUGUGUGGUUCUAACUCUAUCCCUUCUGAAAAACCCUCCUUACAAUUUCACUUCCAUAGCUGAAAGUUUUUUUUUUCUUUAGCUGUUUGGAAGCUCCACAAAUUUGUAUUCUGCUCUGCAUUUUAGAGUUUUGUGUAAUUACCCUCUUUGCUUGCUGCUGCAUUGGACUUGUGCCUCGACUGGAUGACCUCCCCAUGCCUUUAUUAGAUAUUGCUACAGCACAGCCCUCUCUCCAGAGCAAUCUACAUGCAUUCAGGUCUCAAGCAAUUCUGCAGCAGAGCAAAUUUGUGUUUAGAAAUGAGAAACUAUUUGGCCUUUUCUGGAGAAAACCGGACAAAGCAAACAAACUUAACUCGGGAAGGUGUUGUGUAUGGCGGGGUGGAUUAAUGAUCAAGGCCGUUGCUACUCUUGAGCCCACAAGGUUGACUCGGUUACAUAAAGAAGAAUUUGGUUCGAGGGUUAAUGAUGUAAAUUCUGCUGCACCUAGGGUCGAGGAGCAACCCUCGUUGAGCGAAGAUUUAACUGAAGAAGAAGUGGAUGAAAGAGAGAAGUUGAGACGGAUGAGGAUUUCGAGAGCUAAUAAGGGAAAUACCCCUUGGAACAAAGGAAGGAAGCACUCUCCAGAAACAUUGCAGCGGAUUAGAGAGAGAACCAGGAUUGCAAUGCAGGAUCCUAAGGUGAAGUCAUGUAAGAGUAUUCUCCAUAGGAAUUAUGCUAGUCUCAGGGAUAUGAUGAGGAUGAUAUCAUUGCAGACUAUUGUCCGGGCGAUAACUCUUUUUCUCUUCUUAUGGUUGGAAUUACUGAUGCUGUAGGCCUAUUUAGGAUCGCUCUACUACUCCCUGGUUCAUAUGUAUGGAACUUGGUUCUGAAUAAAAGAUUUCUGGCUUGCCAUGAACUUCCGCAAGUUAUUCUUGACUUAGGCAUGCUUUCAGGCUGUUGCAUUGAGAUACUGUCAGACUUGGUUUUUUUCCUGUUGUUUUUGCAGAUUGGUGAAUUUAGUCAUUAAUAACUGUUUGGUGUUAACUCUGUCCAAAUUUUUCUUUCUGAACUUUUUUCCAAAGUGUUGAUUGACACGUCCCUUGUAGAUUUUUAUGCGCUAGUUUUAGCUUUUGCAACCUUUUGCUCAUAUUAACCAGUUUUGCUGAUGCAGGUCAAGAUGAAAUUAGCGAAAUUGGGCCAUGCUCAAAGUGAGGAAACAAAGAUGAAAAUUGGUGUUGGUGUGAGAAUUGGAUGGGAAAAGCGUCGCGAGAAAAUGAUGUUGCAGGAAACCUGUCUCUAUGAGUGGCAAAACUUAAUUGCAGAAGUUUCAAGAAGGGGCGUUCUUGGUGAGGAAGAGUUGCAGUGGGACUCCUACAAGACCCUGGAUAAGCAGCUCGAGCAAGAAUGGAUACAAAGUGUUGAAGAAAGGAAAAGAAUGCCAAGAGUAAAAGGCAGCAAAAGAGCUCCUAAAUCUCUUGAGCAAAGAAGGAAGAUAGCAGAGUCCAUUGCUGCCAAAUGGGCUGAUCCUUCAUAUCGGCAGCGAGUUCGUGCUGGCCUUAUUAAGUAUCAUGGUAUAACAGAGGUAGGCGAGAGGACUCCAAGGACAACUACAAGCAGUGAUGGUCAGACAAGGAAAAGAAGUUUAUCCAAAAGAAAAACUGAUUUGGAUGAUGAAUCCGCGAAGAGCCAAAAUCUGCGAAUAAAAAGGAAAAGCAAAUCAGCCCCGUACAAGGAUCCUUUGGCAAGUUCAAAGUUGGAAAUGUUAAAAAGCAUUAGGGCGCAAAGGGCAGCUGCUGAAAGCAAGAAAACCGAAGCCCUAGUAAGGGCAAAGUUGUUGAUUGCUGAAGCUGAGAAGGCUGCAAAUGCUCUUGAAGUGGCGGCUAAGCAAAGUCCUUUGGCUCGGGCUUCACUGAUUGAAACUCGGAGACUCAUUGCUGAAGCAGUUGAAUCUAUAAGCUCCAUCGACGAAGAAGAGCACGAAGGUUCACCUCCUGAUGGAAGUAUUUUACUGACUCCCUCUCAACCGACUGAUGGAAGUAUUUCUCCAACGUCCCCUCAACAUUUCGACCGCACAGACUUAACGAGUGCAGAAUUUAUGGUUCCCGACCCCAGCCAAAUUGUUGCCAGAAAAGUUAAUGGUAUUGCUCAUACAUUAGUAUCUAGUAACAUAGUCGACUCAAGUUUGUUAAAUAGCGAGGACUCUGCAUUUCAUCAGGAAGCAACAGAUGAUGAUGCAUCAGGGGACAACGACAAUGACUUUGUUCUAGCAGGAGACUGCGAGAGUGACGCUGUUCUAGGGUUUGAUCUAGUUCGACCUAGCGAUAGUGAUGUAACAGUGAACGGAAAAAAGAAUAGCAUUCCUCAAAUGAGUGCCAUAGGGUUCAAUUUAGGUUCAAGGUUGUCGCCAGGGGAUGGGGACAAGGGUCACAUUUCGAUGGAGCAAGCUGAACUGAAAGGAACGAAGUUGAAGGAGCAGUCCGAAGACGAAGAGACACCACAAAAGUUGGCCAAUGUGGUAACCAAGAAGAAGAAGAAAUGGGUUAGGGGAAGACUGGUGGAAGUGGAUGAUGAAGAGGAUUAGGGAUCAUGUUGAAUUUGGACAGGUGAAUCGAUCAUAUGAUGCCAUGGAUCAUCUUUACCGUGGUGUAGCAGAAGACAAAGGCUUUUACACAUUUUUCAUCACUGGCCUAGACAUUGAUAACAAAGGGGAAGGUAACCAAAGAACAAUGGAAAGAGGGAGGUACAAUAUGUCAUUCACGGGGAGGAACAUUAGAAGAAGAAUCAGGAGUAAGAAGAAUGUGGGGAUUGGAAUUGUUGAGGUGGGAAUCAACAGCCUCCUCUAUUUUCUUCCUCUGCUUUUCUUUCUCUUGUCUGGCCUUCUCAAUUUCCGUCUGCACUUCCUCCUUCUGCACAAUUGACAUAUAACGACAGCCAGUCAAGUCAUAUUCAUCAUUACGUAGAAAAACACAAAAUUAGAAAAGAUUUGGGAAAAGGGGUGUCUUUGUCACAUACAUCAAGGAGAUCAACUUGGGGUAACUUAGCACCGUGCACGGCGGCACGGUCUGAUGAUUUCAGCACAAAGUGCCUUACUCCACCACCUAAUGUUCUUAGGUUGGAAACUGCAGCAUUAUUAGCUCCUCCCUUACCUGUGGCUCUUAAUAUCAUCAUCAAUGCUGCUGCUUUCAUCCUCCACUCCAAUGACCCAGGGCAGGAAACACAAACUAGUACUACUACUACUACUACUAUUAGUUUGAGUUUUCUGUUCCGGUGAGUUCUUCCAAUGUUUUGGUGUUUUUUUAAUAAAGAGCUUCUCUAACUCUUAUUAAGAACGUGUAUAUAAGAUGAAUGGAAAUGCUGAGUGGGUUGAAUGUUUCUGGUUUGGGUUCCACGUGGCCUUCUCCAUCUUUCUUGUUGCUUCCACCUCAUUCUUAUUACACUCCUUCCGGUGUUUAAUAUGACUCAUUUUGACUUGUCCUAAGUUUCACCUCAUACACAUUUUUAAUUGACAGAAAAAUAUUAAAAAUAUAUUUUUACAUUCGUUGUGUUCUUUUGAUAGUUAUGAAAUAUUUUUAAGGUUAUUUUGUAAAUUAAAAAAGC
Messenger RNA from Oldenlandia corymbosa var. corymbosa, 3635 nucleotides. The record is from the annotation of a GenBank genome assembly. Lineage: Eukaryota; Viridiplantae; Streptophyta; Magnoliopsida; Gentianales; Rubiaceae.